This is a messenger RNA of Guillardia theta CCMP2712, 1254 nucleotides long. RefSeq lists its product as hypothetical. The transcript is spliced from 14 exons. Lineage: Eukaryota; Cryptophyceae; Pyrenomonadales; Geminigeraceae. The record is from RefSeq and is a predicted model, not a curated record. Bases 1 to 1254 code for a protein of 417 amino acids.
AUGUCUGGUGUGAGAACAACAGCACAAGAGCGAAGUGCGAUGAUGGCUGGCCAUUGCUGUAUAAGUUUCAAGUCCCAUGGGCAAGAAAAUCAUCUUGCACUUGUGAUGGCUGAUGAGAACGAUUCCAACAUCCGUCAAGAUUACUGGAAUCUGAUAUCCUUCUACAAGUUCUACGACGAAGAAGAUCCGGACGCUUUUGCUGAACGACUGAUAGGAGCCUGGGCUCCUAUGAAUGUUGUCGGGAGAGUGUAUGUUGCAACUGAAGGGAUCAAUGCCCAGCUCGCGGUACCGGCCAGCCUCGUCCCACUCUUUCGAAAUACAAUCAAGUCGACAGACAAGCUGCAAGACGUCUGGCUGAAUGUCGACGUUGUUGUUCCCCAUGCACAGAAACCGUUCGAGAAGUUGACCGUCAAACAUCGUAAGCAAGUACUGUCGGAUGGUCUUGGAUUCCCACUUGACAUCAACAACAACGGCAAUAAGCUGACGCCUGCUGCUCCUCUCCUUCUCGAUAUCAGGAACAUCUACGAGUACGAGAUUGGCAGAUUUCAGUCUGCAACUCCUGUGCCAACCUCCACAUUCAAAGAGACCUGGCAAAUAUUAGACGAUCUGUUGCAAAAUGAGAACAAAGAUCGGGAGAUCUUGACCUACUGCACUGGAGGGAUCAGGUGCGAGAAAGCAAACGCAUACAUCGUUCAGAAGUUGGGGUCAGUCCGCAAACAAUAUCGCAACUUCCCUCUUAGCUCGGGUCAGGGAGGCAUUGUUCACUACAGCAAGUUCUUGAGAGAAACAAACCAGCGGUAUCAUUACACUUGCCUCAACUCCCUUUCUCUCACUCCCUUCGUUGCUUGCAGCUCCAAGUUCCUUGGAGUCAACCAUGUCUUCGAUCAGCGCUGCGGGACUCAAGUAGGAGGGCAGCGGAUCGGGCAGGAGAGCAUGCGAGGCUGCUGCUCGUCGGAGUGCUUGCAAGCUCUGUCUGCGCUGGAAGAACGAGACGGAGCAGAGAAAAGACUGGCCAUUGUGAAGUCAACGCUCAACAAGACUGCAGCUGGUGAAUCAUGUGCCAAUCAUGUCAGAAAGGAGUCUCUGAGUUCGGAAUUGCUCACAGAGGUAAAGAAUGCCUUGGAUGAAUCGAAAAUCAAGCUUGACGCUGCUCUCUGUGAAGCAAGAGCGGCAGAGGAGGACCAGCAACUGCUUCCAUGGCCACAUGGCAAGAAGACCACCUCUACCUCAGCAUCCCAGCACAACUUGCACUGA